AUGACUUCGUCUGCUGGCUGGCAGCCAGCCAAACAGCCGACCACUAUGCACCGUCUCCCAUCCGUUUCUAGCCUCAUGUCACCCCCAGAGACCAAGCCUCUCGAGAGUUUUCCUGUCUCGCUUUCACCGUUUGCAAAGCCUCGGGAUUCUUCAACUCGUGACAUGCAGCUUCCACCCAUCUCAGCUGAUCGAAAACGGACCCAGUCAGAGAUGGACCUCCCAUCGCCACCCGAUUCCGUUACUGACGUUGCUACGGAUGAGCCGCUGUUCGGCCCCGUUCACCCUCCAUCUGCAGAGGCACUUGUGGAAGAGCACAUGAAUUCUCAUAUGGCAAUCUUUCGCAAUAAGUUGAACAAACCCACACGAGAUGAAUAUCUCCUGGCGCUUUCCUGCGUUCCUAUUGUUUCGACCCAGUACAAUCGCAAUCCGGCUGCUUGGGCCCGAGAGGAACGGGAGACGUUGGAGCGCCAAAUGGCCAUGAUGAACCGCUAUCGCUCAGGAGAUUACGAACCCAAGUUGAAGAAGAUUGCUCCUGCGCCGGUGAAAAGAUCAGGCACUCAACCUCGCGUGCAGCGAACCCGGGUCAAACGCACCCCUAAAUCCACACCCAAGCAACAGGUGUUUGACAACUUUGAACCCCCCAAAACUCCACUUACCAAACCGCGUGCCUUGGGUACGAAUCGCGAUGACACCGAUUACCACUCACUGAAGGACUACUCGCCCCCGGCAGAAACUCUUGGCAGUAAUGCCAAAGCAUUGAAGGCCGAUUGGAAGGGGCAGAUGUUGGAUUUGAGCAAUGACCCAGACAGAAAUAUUCUCAGUCCCGCCGAGCUAAAUCUCGCCUCCACCCUAAGACUUUCAUGUGCGACCUAUCUAUGCAGCAAGCGUCGAAUCUUCGAAGCUCGAGUUCGAGCUCUUGCUGUUGGCAAAGAGUUUCGCAAGACGGAUGCCCAGCAGGCUUGCAAGAUCGAUGUCAAUAAAGCUAGCAAACUUUGGACCGCUUACGAACGCGUUAACGCGUUUGAUGGUACCGUGGAUAAUGAUGCCACCCAGUUUAUCACAGCCCGUGUGUCGCCUCCCAUCACAGGCUGA
Molecule: messenger RNA, 1092 nt
Organism: Penicillium samsonianum
Lineage: Eukaryota; Fungi; Ascomycota; Eurotiomycetes; Eurotiales; Aspergillaceae
Product: SWIRM domain-containing protein
Exons: 3
Coding region: 1-1092 (363 amino acids)
Biological process (GO): regulation of transcription by RNA polymerase II; chromatin remodeling
Cellular component (GO): nucleus; SAGA-type complex
Molecular function (GO): transcription coactivator activity; protein binding; chromatin binding
Source: RefSeq, a predicted model, not a curated record